CCUUUCCCAUCGCCUUUCCCCUUAUGGAUCAAAACCAGAUGUAUAUACCGACCGGUUUCGAGAAAUACACGGUUGGCUUUGAAGUGGGCGGCCAUCACUUUUCAUCCACUAUUUGGGACACUUCUGGAGCCCUGGCGUACGACACCGUGAGACCCCUGUCCUAUCAAAAUACGGACGUAUUUCUCAUAUGUUUUCAUUUGGGAGACUGGAGUUCACUGCAAAAUGUCGUGAAUAAGUGGUACCCAGAGAUCCAGCAGCACUCGCCCGCCGUACCAAUCAUUCUGUGCGGCUGUCAAUCGGAUCAGCGGUUCAGUCAGCAGUCGUACAGCGAAAUCAAUUCAGUCAACAAUUACUCGUUGUAUUCAUUAUCGCCGACAGUGGACACCAAACGGAAACCCGUUUUCUCUGAAGAGGCGCUGGCCGUGAGCCGACAAAUCGGUGCCAUAACGUACGUGGAAACGACAUCCCUAUAUAAUAACCGGACGGCACAGGAGGCGUUUGAGGUGUCAGCCCUGGCAGCCAAAGGCAAACUCAAUAACAACAGCAAACUCAAGACCUCCUCGUCCUCCCAGACCCUCACCCGACAUAAGUCGGUGUUUAAGCUCCGGAAAUGC
Molecule: messenger RNA, 614 nt
Organism: Oppiella nova
Lineage: Eukaryota; Metazoa; Arthropoda; Arachnida; Sarcoptiformes; Oppiidae
Source: the annotation of a GenBank genome assembly